This is a messenger RNA of Anolis carolinensis (green anole), 3522 nucleotides long. RefSeq names its product transmembrane protein 19 (gene faabtp). NCBI's taxonomy places the organism in Eukaryota, Metazoa, Chordata, Lepidosauria, Squamata, Anolidae. Bases 208 to 1338 code for a protein of 376 amino acids. The transcript has 7 exons. Gene Ontology annotation, cellular component: membrane. The record is from RefSeq and is a predicted model, not a curated record.
UCUGUAGCUUGAUGAGGGUAAUUGGGGUGUAAUCUGCAUUAGCUUUACAGCUGUGCUUCCAAAGUCUCUCUCACAUAUUAUUUUCUCGUUGCUUAAACAAACAUAUCUACCAAAAAGGCACUCAGCCACUCAAAAGCUGGUUGAUAGUGACUGACAUUGGCAGACUUUCUCACUUUAAAGAAACAUUUAAAGUAAUACAAUCCAGAAAUGCCUAAUUGGAAGUGGAGAUUCUGCAGGUGCAGCCAUAACUUGGAAGGGAAAAACAUAUGGAACUCCAACAUUCUCUCAUCAAAAAGCAUAUGGACGGUGAUUGGCCUCGGAUUUUCCAUGCUCUUUUAUUCAUGGGACGACUUCAACAAAAAUUAUUUCAAAAUGAUAACCAAUAUUAUCAUCUUGAGUGUCCUGAUUUGCAUUUCCUUAUCAUUUUGGAUUGUAUCCAUGACUGCAAGUACAUAUUAUGGUACUUUACGACCUAUUUCUCCAUGGCGGUGGCUUUUUUCAAUCUUAAUUCCAUUAACCAUUGCUUCGAGAGGAUUUAAGAAAAAGAGUCUUGAUCAUGGAGGAGCAUUAGGAGGUUUAAUAGUUGGAUUUAUCCUUACAGUUGCAAAUUACAGCUUCUUCACUGCCAUGCUUAUGUUUUUCAUCACUUCCUCCAAACUAACCAAGUGGAAAGGAGAAGUAAAGAAGCAAAUAGACCCUGAAUAUAAAGAAGGUGGACAGAGAAACUGGGUGCAAGUGUUCUGCAAUGGUGGUGUACCUGCAGAAUUAGCUCUGCUGUACAUGAUUGAAAAUGGACCAGGUGAAAUUCCAGUAGACUUUUCUAAACAGUAUACUGCAUCCUGGAUGUGUCUGUCCCUCUUGGGGGCUUUGGCCUGCUGCGCUGGAGACACAUGGGCUUCAGAAAUCGGCACUGUCAUGAAUCAGGAACCCCGGCUGAUCACAACCUGGAAAAAGGUUCCAGUAGGUACCAAUGGCGGUGUUAGUUUAAUAGGCCUGAUCUCCAGUCUGCUUGGCGGCACAUUUGUAGGUUUGGCUUAUUUCAUCUCCCAGUUAAUUUUUGUCAAUGACCUGGAUAUUUCUGCACCACAGUGGCCCAUUAUUGUGUUUGGUGGACUCGCUGGUUUACUAGGUUCUAUCAUUGAUUCUUAUUUAGGAGCAACAAUGCAAUACAGUGGUUUUGACACUCGUACAGGAAUGGUUGUCAACCAUCCGACCAAAAGCGCAAAGCACAUAUCUGGAAAACCUAUCCUGGAUAAUAAUGCAGUGAAUCUCUUCUCCUCUGUAGUCAUUGCUUUGUUGCUGCCUGGAGCAGCAUGGGGAUUUUGGCCAAGAGGUUGAAGUUGAUGUAUUGACUCCUAUAUGUUUUAUUCAAAGAAGCUGUGAUUUACAAGGUUUUUCACAAGGCACUUUUAUAACACUGGGCUCGACUUUUUCCUGCAACACUUCUGGAGGAAUGAGGAGUCCUCAGAUAAUUAUUCCUGCGGUGUUUGCAGAUAUUCUAAGCAAAGUGGAGUGAACGAAGGAGUACUGAUUUGAUGCCACUUCUUUUGUGUUGGAGUACUGCUCUUGCUUGAGUGAUUACUACUUUGCCGGUUAUGAUUUUGUCUUAGCUCAUUCCCCACAGUCUGGCAGGCGAGGAAAUAAGAAACUAGGGGAAACGGUUAACUCCUGACAGAGUACUGCUGUAUUCGUGAAGUAAAGCAAUUGAUCUUAACCUUUUACAAAUCUUUUAAAAUGUUUGUUGGAUGUGGUAGGCACACUUUGGGAAUUUGUCUGCUUUUGCUGUUUUGGUGAAAGCGGAAACACAGUAAGUGUCAGUUGAAUAAAAUUGAAAUAUUUUAGGGUUUUUGGUUCUUUGUGAGGAGUACAUUGGCAGAAAAAUGGCUCUUGUAAGCAUGUGUGCUAUUGUUAGCAGUGCCACGCAAUCUUAUAAUAAUAUUACUGGUGUCCAGAAUUUAGAUAUUUAAUUUAUUUAAUUUAAAAUCUGAUAUUUAGAAUAUUUGUUUUGGCCAGUGCCUGUAGUUGAUGGUUUUAUCCUGGCCAUAUUAAAACAAUAUUCUUUGCGUUCAUUCCAAGUACAUUUAUGUUGUUUAUGAAAAGAGUUGCUGAGGUGUUUUUAAAAAACUAAUGGUCAAGAUGAGUUGCAAAUUCAUUUUGGUCUGCAAGAAAAACAGGUAUUUCUUGAUCACAUGAAUUCUACAAUGUAAAAGUGUUUUUCUGGGUUUACAUAAGAAACAAAGAUGAUUUGGACUAAAAGUUAUACAAUACUUCAAUAUAAGUGAAUGCAGUAUAUGAGUUCUUUUGUGAAAUAAACCUUCAAGUAGUACACUUGUAUAUCUGUAAGCUUACUUUCAGACACAGUAAAAAUGCUUUAUUAUACUUUUCGUUCAUCUGGUUUGCAAAUAGUUCUAUAUUCCGUUAUCUUACAUUUGUGAUUUGACUGCGGUUUUCUAUAAACCAAGUAUGCAAACACAUCGAUUAUGGCAUUCAGUAUUGAGGAAGCAGAGACUGCAAAGAGGGUUUGUCCGUAGUUUGCUUUGAAGUCGAAGUUUGUAUGGAUGCUGUCUAUAUCUUCAAAAAGCAGUUCUUUCUAAGAGAUCCCACUUGUCAAUCAGUGCAAGUCAUUUUACUAAGGUGAAAAGGUAUAUUGCACAGUACUUUUUAAUCUUCAUCAGGAACAUACUGAAUGCCUUGAAAUGUAUUAUUCCAUGUGACAGACCCAUGGUUUGUGUGAGACAUUCAAAGUAAAGAAAUUUCAAAAAACAUGGGGAGUGUGCAGACAAUAGACGGUAUAUCAUCCCCAGCUGUUAUUGAUGUUUAGCAGCACCCCCAAGAUUUUGGGGUGUGAAAGAUAAAAUUCCACAUCCUCCAGACAAUUCUAGGGUUAAGAGAGGCCUUUUUCCACACAGGAAGAAAAACAAAUCAACAUCCCCAUAUAUUUCCUGGUUAUGAAAGCCCUGUCCUAGGCUCAAAAUAGCCCUGGAAGGCAUAAACACAGUAAAAGGGAGAUGGGAGAGCAUUUUUAGCAAAAAUUAUAUGCUCUAAUCCCUGGAAGUUUCUUAAGCGUAGUAUGGAUAUUGUUACACUUGAUAGAAGAAAGUGAAUAAAACAUUCGAAAGCAAUAUUUUCAUUGCAACUAGUAUAGCUUGUCUGAAAAGUAGGUUCCUCCUGAGAAGAUGGGAAAAGAAUGAAAAUGUGAAAUAAGAAAGAGCUUAGGAGACAAGAAGAAACUGAUGAAACAGGAAAGGUGCAGGCAGAGGGUAGUCUCUAAAAGCACAUGAUGAGAUAGAGAAAGUGUGAAGGUAAAAGCAAGUUAUAAAGGUGAGUAUAUAAAGAUUGAAAGAUUAAAUGUUAAAAGGGAACUUUUACAUUAUAUACAAGAUAAAUACACUGGAAUAUUUUCUUUUAUGUCUAUGUCCUUAUAAUAAAUGAGUAAUGCCUAUGUGUACUGAGUAUAUAUAGCAUUUCUUAUCCAAAUGGGAUCUUGAAUAGUUUUGUCUAAUAAAUCUGACUUCAAAAUGA